Antechinus flavipes (yellow-footed antechinus) is the source of this 3920-nucleotide messenger RNA. It is a transcript of the gene NET1, whose product is annotated as neuroepithelial cell transforming 1. Gene Ontology annotation, molecular function: guanyl-nucleotide exchange factor activity. Bases 134 to 1954 code for a protein of 606 amino acids. Gene Ontology annotation, biological process: positive regulation of Rho protein signal transduction; intracellular signal transduction. NCBI's taxonomy places the organism in Eukaryota, Metazoa, Chordata, Mammalia, Dasyuromorphia, Dasyuridae. The transcript is spliced from 12 exons. The record is from RefSeq and is a predicted model, not a curated record.
UUGACUAUGGCAGCUCCUUCCUGACAGGAACCCCUUUACCUCCGCGGAGGCUUUGGGCCGGCCCCUAGCUUCUUCCGCUCUCCCAGCCUCUGAAGAGCCCCCUCCCCGAGACCUCUGCCCUUCUCUCACGGUCAUGGAGCUGGAGCCGGCGGCAGUGGAGAGCCCGGCUCCGGAGGCCGAGCAACCCCAGCCUCGCAGGCGCAGCGGCCGAUUGACUGCGUCCCGGGCGUCCAGUGAGGACGAGCCCGAGGCCCGGCUGGAAAAUCCCCUGUCGGGGCCGGAACCGCGGAGAAGAUACUCCCUUCGAAGAGGCAGUUCCUUCACAUUUCUAACACCUGGGCCACACUGGGAUUUCACUUUGAAAAGAAAACGAAAAGAAAAAGAUGAUGAUGUUGUAAGUCUUAGCAGUCUGGAUCUUAAGGAACCAAGCAAUAAAAGAGUUCGAUCUCUGGCCCGGGUCUCAUCAUUGGCAAAUUUAAUUUCUCCUGUGAGAAAUGGAGCAGUCAAACGUUUUGGUCAAACAAUACAAUCAUUUACACUUCGUGGUGACAACAGAUCUCCUGCUUCUGCCCAGAAACCAUUUAACAGGGCUACUGUCCCAACUCCUUCUAAAAGAAGAAACAGUGUAAGAUGGUCAGAAAUGUUAGAUAUCAAUAUGAAAGAAUCUUUAACCACCAAAGAAAUCAAGCGUCAAGAGGCAAUAUAUGAAAUGCUCCGAGGAGAACAGGACUUAAUUGAGGAUCUUAAACUUGCCAGAAAGGCCUACCAUGACCCCAUGUUGAAGUUAUCUAUUAUGUCAGAGGAGGAACUCACACACAUAUUUGGAGAUUUAGAUGCCUACAUACCACUACAUGAAGAUCUCUUGGCAAGAUUAGGAGAAGCAACAAAGCCAGAUGGGACAGUAGAGCAAAUUGGUCAUAUUCUUGUGAACUGGUUGCCAGGUUUAAAUGCUUAUAGAGGAUACUGCAGUAACCAGCUUGCAGCGAAAGCUCUUCUUGAUCAGAAAAAACAAGAUGCAAGAGUUCAAGAUUUCCUUCAACGAUGUCUUGAGUCUCCUUUUAGUAGAAAAUUAGACCUCUGGAGCUUUCUGGAUAUUCCCCGAAGUCGCCUCGUCAAAUACCCUUUGUUAUUAAAAGAGAUUCUCAGACAUACACCCAAAGACCACACUGACAUAAAACUUCUAGAAGAAGCUCUGUUGGUAAUGCAAGGGGUACUCUCUGAUAUUAACUUGAAGAAAGGAGAAUCAGAAUGCCAAUAUUACAUUGACAAAUUGGAAUAUCUGGAUGAUAAGCAGAAGGAUCCCAGGAUUGAUGCUAGCAAGGUGUUGCUUUGCCAUGGAGAACUAAAGAAUAAAAAUGGACAUAAACUCUAUGUUUUCUUGUUUCAAGACAUCCUUGUUUUGACUCGUCCUGUCAUACGCAAUGAACGCCACUCUUACCAAGUUUACCGCCAGCCUAUUCCUGUCCAGGAGUUGGUUUUAGAGGACCUGCAGGAUGGUGAUGUGAGAAUGGGAGGUUCAUUUAGAGGUGCUUUUAGCAACUCAGACAAAGCUAAAAAUAUCUUCAGAGUUCGUUUCCGAGAUCCUUUGCCAGGGCAGUCCCACACUUUACAAGCUAACGAUGUGUUCCAUAAGCAACAGUGGUUCAAUUGUAUCCGAACCGCCAUUGCCCCCUUUCAUCAGACCACCAGCCCAACAGAAUUUAAGGGUUUGUCAGAGCUCAAUAAGGGAUGUGAAAAGAACACUUUGGCAUCACACAUCAAGGCUCAAAGGAAGUCAUCAACACUUUCUGGUCUCAUUCCUCUAGAAGUGGAUGAAAAUUCUCCAGAAUAUGCUUCCAGUGUAGCUAUAAAUGAAGACUCCACAGGUAUAAAACCAUACCGAAUACAAUCUGGGUCCCAAAAAGCACAAGAGAAGGCCCAACUGAAUGAUAAAAGGAAAGAGACUUUGGUAUAAAUGGGACCAUGUACCAACUGAAGAAAAGACUAUAAAUAUGUAUAUUUUCCUUUCAUUCAAUGUGAACAUGUUAGAAUGACUUUUUUUAAUGGCAGCUACUGGUAUCAUAAUAACUUUGUUAAACUAAGGUCUGUUUUUUAAAGAAUAUGGAAUUUAGAAUUUCUUAAUUUGUCCAAAAAUCAGACAUUUUUAAAGUUUGGUAUAAUUAGAUUAGAAAUUUAAAAGAUAGAUUGUUAAUGAGUUCCAAUCUCCUGUGGCUUAUUUUUUCCUGUUAUUUUUCUCAGUUACAUGUAAAAACAAUUUUUAGCAUUUGUUUUUAAAAAUUGAGUCCCAAAUUAUUAUUCUAUAUCUUUUUACCCCCAGUGAGAAGGCAGGCAAUUUGAUAUGUUAUACAUGUGCAGUCAAGCAAAACAUUUUUGUAAUAGAAAGAAUUGUUGUGAAAGAAAACAUAGACUAAGGGGAGGGAAAAACAAGAAAAAUACAUUUUUAAAAAUCUGCUAUGGCUUCUUGAUACCAACAGUGAUAUUUGAAAUGUCAGCAAAAUUCAGAACUUUGCAAAUACUAAUUUUUUUGUUUUUAUUUUUGGGAGGCAAUUAGGAUUAUGUGAUCUGUCCGAGGUUAUAUAGCUAGGAAGUGUUACAUGUCCAAGGCAGGGUUUGAACUCAACUACAGGGCUAGUGUUCUUUUCCACUGCAUCAUCUAGCUUGCGCUGCAGGUACUACUACUUUCCCCCUCUCCCCCCAAAGCAAUUGGGGUUAAGUGAUUUGCCCAGGGUCACACAUCUAGGAUGUGUUACGUGUCUGAGGCCAGAUUUGAACUCGGGUCCUUCUGACUUCAUACCUGGUGCUCUAUCCACUGCACUACCUAGUUGUCCCUAUACUAUUUCUUUACCAGUAUUUUUUCCACAAACCUUGCAACUGACCUUUUCUUAAAAUUUGAGUUUUUUACACAGGCAUUUAAAAUCUGUAUAGUAUAUUUCUAUACUAUAGAAAUUCUAAAAUCUGAAUUGAAGUAGAAAUUCUUUGGAAAACAGACCAAGUAUUUCGAUAGUUUCUAUUUAACUGGAACUCUUGGAGUUUUGUUUUUUUUUUUUUUACUGCACAUUCUUCAUUUUUCAUUCACAUAACCUGCCAAUUAUUUACUUUUUUUUUUUUUCCCAUUGUACAGUAGAGUACUGCUAAGGAUUUUCUUUAUUUUUAAAAAUACUUCAUGGUGUUUCAAGUUGGAGUUUCUUUAAAGUUUGACUUUCCAUGUCUUAAAAUAUGUGUAUAUAUGUGAGUGUAUACAUAUAUAUAUAUAUAUUUUAAAUAAUUUUAGCCAUACUAUUUCUUGAGCCAGUACAAAAGGUGGGAUCUUUUAAAUGUAGCAGUUGGGGAGUAAAAAUUCUUGAUUAUGUUCCACACUACUGAAAGAGGAUUGCUGUAAUGCACAAAGAAAGUCUUAAUAUAAAAAAAGAGGAGAGGAGAAGGUCAGAUCGAUAAGUUUCAAAAAGGAAGAAGGGAGUGGUUUUGUCUCAAAGUAAAAUAGCUGGUCUCUGCAGAAUGUGAAAGAAUAAAGUAUUGAGACAAACCAAAGCAGGUCUAAAGCAAGUUGAAGAGGGUUAGAGGGAGAUGAACUUUAUUUGCAAGGUGUUAAGAACAGUAAAUAAGAAAAGAAGUGACAAGAAAAUUAAAUCUUGACAAAGUUAGCUAGUGAUAUUAUUUUAGUGGUUUAAUAUUACAGGGAAUAGACUUGGGAUGUCUUUCCAGAAUGUUUCCAGAUUAAAGUAUCUAAAAAGUAAUUAGAGUUUUGCUUUCCAUCUGUUGAAAAAACAUGUCUGGCACAUCUCUACAUUGGCUAAAAUUUUAAUCACAGCUUUUGCAAUGGAAAAAAGAGUUGGAAAAUUUUGUAAAUACAUGAAACCAAGUGAGGGGGUGUCUGUAUAAAUGAAUUAUACUAUUAAAAAAACCACAAACUCGCCCCAAAA